Molecule: messenger RNA, 2288 nt
Organism: Daucus carota subsp. sativus
Lineage: Eukaryota; Viridiplantae; Streptophyta; Magnoliopsida; Apiales; Apiaceae
Product: heterogeneous nuclear ribonucleoprotein 1
Exons: 4
Coding region: 303-1739 (478 amino acids)
Biological process (GO): regulation of translation
Molecular function (GO): mRNA binding
Source: RefSeq, a predicted model, not a curated record
CUCUCCUCCUCAAACUAAAAUAAUAAUUUUAUAAAUAAUUAUUAAUAAUAAAUUCCCUUCCUCUCCCUGUUUUAUUUGUUACCAUAAAAACUGAGUUUAAUUAACUUUAUUCUCUUGCCAUCUUCAUCUUUCUCCAUCUUUUAUAUAAAAACAAGAAGAAGAAAAGAGGGUGCCUCAGCCCUCUGCUCUUCUUUUUGCACCCUUCUUAGAUCUUUAUAUACAUAUAUACAUACAGAUUGUAUUCAUACCCAUCGUCUUCUCCUUCAUCCAUUCUUUUUCACUUUCUUGUUCUGCUCUUCAGGAUGGAGAUGGAACCUGGGAAGUUGUUCAUUGGUGGAAUUUCAUGGGACACUAAUGAAGAUCGUCUCAAGGAAUAUUUUCAAACGUUUGGUGAAGUGGUGGAAGCUGUGAUUAUGAAGGAUCGAACAACGGGUCGUGCUCGUGGGUUCGGUUUUGUUGUUUUUGCUGAUCCUGCUGUUGCGGAAGGGGUGGUUAAAGAUAAACAUAUGAUAGAUGGCAGAACUGUGGAAGCAAAGAAGGCUGUUCCUAGGGAUGAUCAGCAAACUCCGAAUAGGAUCAGUGGCAGUGUUCAAGGUUCGCCGGUACCUAUCCGCACCAAGAAGAUAUUUGUAGGAGGUUUGGCAUCCACAGUCACUGAGAGUGACUUUAAGAAUUACUUCGAUCAAUUUGGGACAAUAACGGAUGUUGUGGUAAUGUAUGAUCACAACACCCAGAGGCCCAGAGGGUUUGGAUUCAUCACAUAUGAUUCGGAGGAAGCAGUAGAUAGGGUGCUGCUUAGAACUUUCCAUGAGCUCAAUGGUAAAAUGGUCGAGGUUAAGCGGGCUGUUCCCAAAGAAUUAUCUCCAGGAUCAAUUAGGAGUCAGCUAAGCGGGCAAAACUAUGGUCUGAGCAGAGUAAGCAAUCUACUUAAUGCCUACACUCAGGGGUAUAGUCCAAGCCCAGGUGGAGGCUAUGGACUAAGAAUGGAUGGUAGGUUUAGUCCAGCUGCUGUUGGCCGCAGCGGAUAUUCUUCAUUGAGUUCUGGCUAUGGUCUGGGAUCAUAUUUUGAACCAGGUUUGGGAUCAAAUCUUGAAGGAUCUGCGCACCUUGGUUCUAAUAUUAGUUAUGCUCGUGGUUUGGAUGCUUUCCAAAACGGGAGUCCAAAUAGGUACGGAAGUCCAGUUGGGCACGGCAUAGCUGGAACCGGCUCUGUGUUGAACACAAUGAACUGGAACACAUGGGGAGAUGGUGGUCUUAAUUAUACCAAAAACUUAACUAAUUCUGCUGAAUUUAUGGGUUCUGGUAGCGCGAAUACUGGGUUAGUCAAUGCACUAGGUAAUAUUGGAGCCAUUUGGGGUUCCUCGCCCAUAUCAGGUCAGGACAGAGGCAUCGGUUCUGCUUUUAGCAAUGAGAACAUUAACUAUGGCAAUGCUGAGAACAGUUUCGAAUUAGGUGGAUUGGGUUAUGCAAGGAACACUAGAGGCAAUAUGGCUCCAUCUCCAAUAUCAUCUUUUGGUGCUGCAAAUAGUGCUUAUGAAGGUUCCUUUGGUAACUUUCAUGGCAGUGGUUCAGUCUUUGGGGACACGACUUGGCGUUCAGCAUCUCCUGAUCUCGAGGGCCCUCGAACUUUUGAUUAUGAUCUCCGGACUGCAGUUUCUGAGGUCACACCUAAAAAUGCUGUUGGUUAUGUUGGUGGUUAUAGUGUUACUAAUAGAGCAAAUAGAGGAAUUGCUACCUAGGAAGAUUAUUAUGUCACUACGUUAAGUAGGUAUAUCAGGUGAAUCAAUAUGGAGAACUGUGAAUUACUCAUUACUCAGCUUGGAGAUAUGUCAGUUUAGAAGUACAUUUAGGGACCUGUUUAUAGAGCUCAAUAGCUCAUCAGAGAGCAUUUUACUAGAGAUUCUGAUAUCUGCGCAGAGCAUAAGCUCAAGGUUUUUUCAUAUUAGAUUUUCUUUUGGAAUUUGGUUGAGAUGUAAAAUGUGAUCGUGGCACAUGGUCAAGAACACUUGAGCAUGAAUGCAUCUCCGGUGUCGUAACAAUACGCAAAAAAAAAACAUAAAAGAUAAAAACUACUUUUUCAUAAUUCAUUUUUCCUUUUCUUAGUUGGAUGGUUGUACUUCUAGCAAAGUUGCUAGUUCUUGUCAUGUAUGCUCCUCUUGGGAUUUUAUUCAUAAGUAGAUUGUAAGAAACAUUUGGUUGGUUUACUUGUGUGAAAAAAAAAGCUUUUGGGGGAUGCAAUUAAACCCCAAAGAAUAAACGUGAUGAUGCUUAUUUACUUUUGCAUGCAA